Chenopodium quinoa (quinoa) is the source of this 1011-nucleotide messenger RNA. RefSeq lists its product as uncharacterized. Gene Ontology annotation, molecular function: catalytic activity. The coding region runs from base 1 to 1011 and encodes 336 amino acids. Lineage: Eukaryota; Viridiplantae; Streptophyta; Magnoliopsida; Caryophyllales; Amaranthaceae. The record is from RefSeq and is a predicted model, not a curated record. The transcript has a single exon.
AUGAUUUACUCUGUUUGGAAUGUCAGGGGCCUGAAUGACCCUUGCAAAGUUGCCUCUGUAAAGAGGUUGCUUCAUUCUCAUUCAUUUGAUGUUGUUGGUUUGCUUGAAACAAAAAUCAAAUUGAAAAAUGUCCUCACUUAUCAGAGGAAGUUUGGCUCUUCUUGGCUCUGGUUGUGUAAUUAUGACUAUUCUCCCAAAGGAAGGAUUUGGCUUGGUUGGAAUGCGGAUAGAGUAAUUGUUAAUGUCUUGAAGGUUCAUGAACAGUUCAUUCAUUGUAGUGUUUCUUCUAAGGACCUCUCUACUCAGAUUCAUCUCACUGUUGUUUAUGGGCUUCACUCCAUUCAUGAUAGGCUUCCUUUAUGGGAGGGUCUUAGAAGCAUCUCUAUUCAGCAUUCUCCUUGGCUUUGUGUUGGUGACUAUAACUCUGUUCUUCAUACCUCGGAUAGGCUUUAUGGUACUGAUGUUACUGAUUAUGAGACUAGAGACUUUCAAAGCCUGGUUGAUGAUUUGGACCUCACUGAGAUUAAAAGCAAAGGGGCCUUCUACUCUUGGUCUAAUAAGGCUCAUACUGGCCCUAGAACUCUCUCUAGAAUUGACAGAGUUUUUAGUAACCAAGCUUGGUUAGCCUCUCAUGGGCAUGUGGAGACUGUCUAUCUCCCUCCUUCCUUAUCUGAUCAUAGUCCUGUUCUUUUGGAUAUUUGUUCUGCCCCUGCGGGGAAAGGUAGACCUUUCAGAUUUCUAAACUGUAUUGCUAAUCACCCUAAUUUCCUUGAUACUGUUUCGCAGGCUUGGGGUUCUGGUAAUUCUGUUUGGCAUAAGCUUAAUUCUGUGAAGUCUUAUAUUAAGUCCCUUAAUAGCAAGCAGUUUGGUAACAUUGAGGAAAAGAUUGAUCAGGCUAAUGUUGAGCUUUCUAGAAUUCAAACCUUAAUGGCACAGAAUCCUGAUGAUUUGGAUUUAUAUACUAAAGAAUCUGAUGCUAUUAAGGUUGUCAAACAUUGGAAUGAUAUCUAG